Messenger RNA from Impatiens glandulifera, 804 nucleotides. RefSeq lists its product as uncharacterized. Bases 1 to 804 code for a protein of 267 amino acids. The record is from RefSeq and is a predicted model, not a curated record. The transcript has 2 exons. NCBI's taxonomy places the organism in Eukaryota, Viridiplantae, Streptophyta, Magnoliopsida, Ericales, Balsaminaceae.
AUGGGGCGUGCUUCGGCUUUGUUUAGACACCUAUCUCAGGUGGAUUUCGAGGAAAUCCGGCUGAAAGGUACGUCCGAGGCAAAGGAGGUUCUUGACCGGGUAGUCAAAACCGGUCUGGAAUAUUUCCUUGGCAGUCCUCAUGUUAUAUACAAAGAUGCGGUCGAAGAAUUCUUCAAAACCGCAACCAUCUCCAACGACAAAAUCACCGCGACUGUAUGCGGUUCUGAAAUAGAGCUCACCGAGGCAUCAGUGGCAGAGAGCCUACGCCUUCCGACAACCGGCCAGGAUGCAACGGCAGACAUAGAGCAGAAAACCUUUGAGCCGGCUUGCCAGAUUCUAUCGGCAACUAAAGAGCCAAUCAAAGUAUCCGGCAGCAAACAAAUGUUGAAGCCGGAGUAUAUCCCAAUAUGUGGCCGAAAGAAGAAAGCCGACAAGAAAGCGGCCCCAGCCAAAGCAAAGGCUGAAAGUAAAGGAAAGGAGAAAGUAACUUUCUCGGAACCGCCGCAGCAAACCGAGGAUGAGGAGUCGGCUUCCUUCUCUGAGAGAACCGACACAGAGAAGACCGAGGACGAAAGAUCGGUCAAUGAAGACGAGUAUUCGGCCCAGAGCCCCAAUGAUGCCGGACCUAAUACCAACCCUGAGACCACCGAAGGUGGUGAAGAGGGUGAUGAAGAGGACGGUGAUGAGGGCGGUGACAAAAAGAAGGAGGAGGCCGAAGAAGCAGAGGCCGAUAGGAUAUCUCGGAAACUCCUUCAGGGCGUCAAAAAGCGAGCCAAGUCAAUUGAAGAAUUAUACCUGGAAUAG